Molecule: messenger RNA, 4898 nt
Organism: Tyto alba (common barn owl)
Lineage: Eukaryota; Metazoa; Chordata; Aves; Strigiformes; Tytonidae
Product: translation initiation factor IF-2-like
Exons: 3
Coding region: 1012-2025 (337 amino acids)
Source: RefSeq, a predicted model, not a curated record
CCCCCCAGCCCCGCGCCCCCCCGCCCCGCAGAGCGAAGCGCAGCAAAAGGCAAACUGUCUCCCCCGUGUCCAGCCCCCCCCAGCCCCGCUGAGCCUCUCGCCGUCAGCGAGGACCUGCUGCAAACCCUGCCCGGGGUUGCCUCGGGGUCCCUGCAAGCAGGGCAGGACCCGGCUGCCUCCCCAGCCCCGGGGAGGAGGAGAGAGGGGUCCCGAGCAGGACAGCAGCCCAGCGACCGCCAAGGGUCACCCCAGGGCUGCUCGCUGCCAGCCCCGAGCUGAAACCUCCCCACAACCCUGGGGUGCCCCGGACAACUCCAGUUGUUUUUGCAACCGAAAUCAAAGCAGCAACCGACUGGGAAGGCGGUUGGAGGUGCAAACAUGUCAUCACCCUUGUUGUUUUGUUUCUGUCCCAUUUCAGGCUCGUUUAAGCAGGUCCGUAACAGCCGAUUCUGUGCAUAACAGGGUGCCAAAGGCUGCAGCUCCCCCUGAGCACGUGGUGUUUUGUUCUCGGCUGUCCCGCAACACGGCCACAGAGCAAGGGCUGACUCAGCAGCUGACACGGUGGCGAGCGCUCGCCUGCCAUGGCAAGGUCAUGACGCUCGGCACCGAUGCACCAGCCGCUGCGUUCAGCUUCUCUCUGCCGGCCGCUUGCUCUUCCUGGACCACAGCUGGUGCCUGCCAACCAGAGAAGCCCCGCUGCUUGGAAGCAAGACUGAAAGCUGCAGGAAAGAUGAGGAUUGCAGGCUCUGGGGGUUUCCCAGGCUUUCCUGGGUGGCUGGCAGCGGUGCAGGAAGGUGCCUAAGACCCAACUGCACGGGAAGGCUGAAGCCCCCCUCCCGCCGUGGUCCCUGCAGGACAGAGGGGGCUCCGCUGCCUUUGGUGACGAGGUCUCUGCUUUAUGCUACAACUAUCAAACCGGCGCUGAAUUUGCUCCCAGCACCGGGACGCCUUCGCCCUCGCUGCGAGGGCCGGCCCUCACGCUCCUGCCCACCCAGUCGUCCUCCGAAAGAAAUGAAUCCCCAGUCACUGCAGCGAGCGAUUCCUGCCCCCGGGGAGCGGAUGAACCAGCCCCCCCCGGCGCGUCCUUGCUUGCUGCCACCCCGCUCCCAUCGCAGCCCGAGCGCGUCUCUGCGCCGACACAACUGGGUCAGCCCCUCUCCGCCGGCUGCGGGGGGGGCAGGGGGGGCCACAGACGAUGCGCUGGCCGUGAGGAGGUAUCGUUGUGGCCCCCCUCGCCACGCCGGCUCAGGAAAGGCGAGCAGGGGAGUGUCGCUUCCCCUUCGUCCCUGCGAACGGGGAGGUGACCCCCCGCUCCUGGAACCGGGCUCGGAGAGGCCACGGGAAGGAAGUCGGGGUGGGGGGGGGGUGUCACGUUGUAUGUUCCAGCAGGUCACAGCGCUGGGCGUGUGGUUUUCCUCCCCCUCCGCUGCAAAACGCCGACCGCAGCCGGGAAGGCAAGGGGCAGGGGUUCCCGCUCUUAACCUGGGAACACCCCGACUUGCUUGGGCAGCAAUAGCCCGAGCUGCCAAAUUUGAAGCUCCUUCGGCCCCUCGGCGACUCCCGUCUCCCAACCCCGGCGAGGGGUCAGUGCCUUCCUCCUCCUCCUCCUCCUCCUCCGUGGCGGGCAGGGACUGGCUCCUGGGGGAUCGAUACGGAUCACGAGCCAGGAAUGCGGUCUCACGGCACGGAGGAGGAACUGCGACGUUACCCCGUGGCGUUGUCCUUGGCCGGCCACAGAAAAACGCCGCAGGGGCCGGAGCAGGGCACCACCUGUGCCUACCCCGGGGUUUACGGGGCAGGCAGCCCCACAACAAGCCCGGCCGGCCCGUCCUGCACGCACACGGGGGCUGGACGUGCCGACGGACACAAGCAGGGAAGCAGCAGGUCUGCAGGGGCAACUCAACACCCCCCCCUGCGCCCCGAACCCCGCGCCCGAGCUGCGGCUCCGUCUCCGGAUCCCGGCCUGGCUGCUCACAGUGCAAAGGGCGCGAGCGAGGCGCAAACACCCGCCCUGUGCUUGUCUAAAUAACCUUUGCCACCUGAAUCAAUACUUUCCCCCUAAGUUAUCAGCCCACGUGGAAACAGGGCAGCUGUGAUCCACAGCAGAGGAAGGUGAAUUUGUUGGGCUGCCUUUGCUAAGGAGGCCAGCUGCAAAUUGUUCCGGGGAGGGUUCCACUGGUGCUGCCCGUCCCCAGCCAGUCGCCACCAGGCACCCAGCGCACGGGGCAGGGCUGCUCCCCUGCUGGGCCUGCCCUACAGAAGUGGCCCGAUUAAAAGGCCGCUGCACAUUUCCAUUUAUAAAGCACGCAUCAGAGAGAUCGACAGCAAAGGGGAGAGCUGCCUCUGCUCCUUACUUCAUCCCUCCCCGUCAAACCCAGGACAGGCCCUCGGGAUCUGACACAACCAGGCUGCCCAAGCCCGGAUCCUGCUGCUGGGGAAAUGCAAAUUGCUGUCUGGGGCUGCUGAUAGGAGGGAUGGAAAAAUCAGAGGGAAGGAUGGGGAGGUCUGAGGCACGAGGAGCUCCGAGCUGUGAACAGCAACUUCUGCAAGGUUACCACGAAAAAGAGAUUCAGCUUCCCUUCCCUUCCGAGUGAAAAAAAAAAAAAAAAAAAAAGCCUCCUGCCUUCCUCGGCAGCACCCCGCUCCCUCCUGCCUGGGUCGAGGGGUUAACAACGGCUCAUUACAAUUUUUAUAGAGAUGGGGAAAUGAUUGCCCACUGAAGGGUGAGCAGAGCCUACGUUAUUAAAGGAGAAGAGGUGGCUGUGGAAGGGACACCAGGCUCCUGCAAAGCCGGCUGUGGCUGCGUGAUCUGCUCCCCGCCAAGCAGGCUGGCUGCUCCCUAACGGUGCAGCACGCUUCACCCCACCGGCGAUUACAGGUGGCCUGCAAGCAGGAAUGCAGCGGGCUGCACGUCCAUCGGUGCUUCUCCCUUCCUUCAUCUCCAAGGUGGAAGUAAUUCACAGCGAGCAGACGCUCGGUCGAUCCCCUCGCGUUACAUGCCCGGCUAGCACAAACAGAUUUGUAAGGAGCGUCUGAAGUUUUCCCGGCAUCACAUUUCCCAUUUGUAUAACGACAAAAAACGGCUUGCCAACAGCCCAGUGGAUUUUUCUAGCCUGGGAUGUGACAGGCAGCAAAACCCAAAGCUGUCCAAGCUUACAGAUGCUCUUAAAAUUGCUGCUCUGCUCAUCUUUUCAGGGCGCUGCAUCUUUUCAGGGCUCUGAUCCCUUCUUCAGCCUUCAAGGACCACUAUGUCAGCGACUCUGGAAAGGUUUGCCAGGCGUGAAGGGCGAGCUGUCCUGCUUGUAUGGGGCGGGAAAGGAAACAGCACUGGCCAAGAAAGGUCAGCAUACUCGGUUUGAACAAGCAAGAGAUGCCACAGAACGCUCAGGCAGGGCAGCCUGGCCUGUUUGGGGGGGGGUGUGCUCCAGCUGAGAGAGAUGGACCCUGAUUCAGGCUGAUUCCACCAACUGUGGAAGGAAACAGUGUGUCCCGGCGACCGGCAGGAGAUGGUCUGGCUUUUAGUGGUGGUACUACCCCCAUCAGCCCAGUUCAGAGCAGCGAAAGCCCAAAGCUGUUCCCACACUCGGCAGCCGCCCAGGACAUCUGUGCAGGGCAAAUUCUCACCCCACGUCCCAGCGGGACAAGCCAGCCAAGGUGCCACAGACAGAAACAGGGCCCUUCCCUGGAGGUGGGUUCUCCAAAAGCGGCUGCGGCUCCUGACGGGGCUUCAUGGGGGAAGCUCACCCUCCUCCGCCGCAGACAGAGCGUGGUACGCGGCCUGGCUCUGCCUCCAAGGCUCCUGGCACGGGGCAUUUCACUGGACGGGGCUCUGACCGUGACAUUCACCGUGCCGCAGACGGCAUCAGCGAUGAUCCGGCUCCGGCACACCCGCACGCGAUGUAAAUCACUCACCUCCUUGGAUUUCAGGGAUCUCAGAGGAACACGCCCUGUCCCCCUCCGGCACUCCUACCGAAUCGCUCUACUUGUUCAAGGGCAAGUGUCCAGAAACAGAUCAGGGCAGAUCUGAUGGAGAAGGGGUGUUGUGGAAGGGUGCAAGGCCAAACUGAAAACACCCAGCAGUCAUAAAAUAUCUAUUUGAAAUACAAAAUCCAAUCUGUUGGAAUGCAGAAGCUCCGAGUUCCUCCCGCAGAGUAGAAGAACAGCUUACAAUAAAAAUACAUUUUAUGAGCUGUCCAGUAAGCUGGUUACGUUUUCCCAGAGCUUAGCGAAGCACUUGUAGUGGAAAUGCUGCUUCUGAUCUUAUUAUCCUUCCCUGCAGUGCAUGUUAUUAACUUUCUGUUUUAUUUACAGCAUCGCCAUUUACUUUUACGAUACUUCCAUUAACUUCAUUGGAGUGCACAUUGCUCGAUGCACACAAUCAACGCCCAGCGCUGCCAUAAUCUUUAAUGCACCUUGCCAGCUGUUCUGGUGUUUGCAUACAUCUUUACGCAGGAGAAGGGGAGGACAGAUGCAGCUGGAACAUGUCAUUUGAAGAACGGAACAAAAAAACAUACCUCCCAAUUUGAGACUUUUUUUUUUUUUUUUUAAAAAAAAAAAAAAAAAGAAAACAGGACAAAGGCAACUGCGUUUCCUCAUGGGAGUGCUGCGUUAGGCCGGUUCACGCUGCAUCUGUGCCACUAGCCGGGGAGAAGAAAAAGCACAGCCAGACUCUAGCUGGCCUUGAAGAACUCACGAGGUUCCUAGCAGAGCGCGCUAGGUGCUCGCAGACUUACCUGUCUCCCUGUGAUACCUAGAGCAGCUACUGGCUUUAUGUAUCCCUAAGAAUAAAUCCUUCCGAAAUCCCACAGGUUUGCCAAACUCUCUCUGUAGCACACGAUGGGGUGCCUACAUGUAUAGGAAGCAGUGGGAAAUGCUGGACUACUACUGGGUAAAGUCCC